Sinocyclocheilus rhinocerous is the source of this 2945-nucleotide messenger RNA. RefSeq lists its product as uncharacterized. Lineage: Eukaryota; Metazoa; Chordata; Actinopteri; Cypriniformes; Cyprinidae. The transcript has 18 exons. Bases 430 to 2259 code for a protein of 609 amino acids. The record is from RefSeq and is a predicted model, not a curated record.
AACGGCCACGCCGGCGCGCACUUGCUGCACUGCGGCACCGGAAAUAGAGAGCAGAGCACAGCGGCUGAGCAGGGGAUGUGGAGAUAAUCCUCUGCCACGCGUAGCCUUUAAUCGUUUUUGUCAGUGUCCUCUUUCAGGCUCGGGUCGGCAAGCUUUGGCAUCCCGUCACAUCGCAGCAGACAGCGGAGAGAGGAGAGACACUGCAGCGCGAGCAUCAUCAUGAUGGCACACGCGCUCCGAGCUCCGUGCGUGAGAUCUCUGGCAUUUUAACAAGAGGAGAGAGACAGAUGUGGGUAAUUAGUCAUGCCCACCAAAUCUGCGAAUUUCACGCUUAGUAUUUGUUUUUAUUAUUAUUUGUAUAUGCUGUGUGGAUGUGAACUUUACUUGUUUCCCCGGAUGAAAUCAAAGUAAGCCACAGCAUCUCUGUUGAUGAUACUCAUAUCCAGCCCUUUAUCAGCUGGAAUGAAAGAAGAGCAUUGUUACCAGAGGAAACAGCGCAUAAAUCUGGAACAGGAAAUGAAUCGUCUGUGCUCUGUUAAUAAUAACUUUCCAUAUGAUAACAACCUCCUGGUCCUGGACAUGGUCCUGAGCUCACUAUGGGCUUCAUCUCAGCCAAUCAACUGGGAGAAUGUUGCCAAGUUGGUCCCAGGGUUCACACCUAAAGAGUGUGCGCAAAGGUUUGAAGAGUUAAAGACUACAGGCAGUUUCCCUCAUGUUGAUGACCAGUGUAACCCACUGACCGGCGCAGUGAGCUCUCCAUCGGAACCCUUUUCCACCUACAUCAAAUCCAAUUUAUUGGACAUUACCGUAGAUACAGGGGAACCACCGUCCAAUCAGGCCACUCACUCAGUGUCAGGCCUCACUGUUAUCUCUACUGGUCGUGGAGCCUCUGCAGAGAGUGAGAUUGCAGAUCCUGCCAAGAAGAUUGAGAAAACAGAAGGGAAUAAAAUCCCCAACAUGGUAAUCCACGUUUGUGAUGAGGCAAAGAACCUGAAGCAGGACUUUGUGUGUCCGAGGAACCUUCUGGUAAAAGAGAUGCGUUACUUUGAAGAGUAUCUUUCUGUGGACCCACAGCGCUGGGACGAGGUGGACAUUUCUGUCCACUGUGACGUCCAGAUCUUCGACUGGCUCAUGAACUACGUCAAGAGUCACAACACUGAACAUUCGCAUGGAAAACACAUGGACAAACCCAAACUGGAGCACAGCAAUGUCAUCUCAAUCCUGAUCUCCUCCGAGUUCUUGAAGAUGGAAACUUUAGUUGAGGAGUGUAUCCAGUAUUGUCACAAACAUAUGAGUGCCAUCAUAGCAACGCCAGAGGACUAUGCAUUCCUGUGUACAGAUUUGGGCCAGUGUAAGUACCACCCAGAGACGGUUGUGUAUCCUGGCAUUGGGGCAGAUCAUAGAUGGCACGGCAUUGGUCUUUACCCCUGCUGCAACCAGAAAGUCCUAAGAUUCGAUCCCUCCUCUAUGCCCAAGGGCUGUAAAAUAAGAGACCACAUUGUGAGUGCAGCAGAUGGUGGUGACUGCGGUGAUCACAAUGUAAACUCAACCCAGACCAGAAUACUCAAUGACCUGCUGCUACACAGAGAGGCUGUGUGUGUGCCAGAGAGCUGUAGCUCUGAGGACCCUUCUGCAGGCAGUGAACGUGUGCCAGGAUGUGAUGUAAUGCUGGAGCCAGGGGUGCUUACAGCUCACAGACCCAAGGAAACCACAGCUUUUUCACUGUUAAAAAACUGGAGUCUUCAGCUGCGGCAGCAGUCUCUGCUGUCUGAAGAUGAGGAGUACACUACAGGGUCAGAGGUCACAGAGGAUGAGGUCGGGGAUGAAGAAGACACAUCAAAAAAACAAGCUGCAAAGAAGGCAAGAAAAUCUGGAAAACCUUUGAAAAGACAAGUGUCCUCCCCCAGUUUCCAGCGUAAGGAGAAAUCUGGAGAAAAGGCACCAUCUCGAGACUCCACCCCAUUCAUCGUCAGCAUCCAGAAGAAUAAGUGGGAUAGCAAUCGCUCCUUGAGGUACAAUCAGGAUGCACAGAGGGAGGAGGAUCUAAGGAGAAUGGAGGAGAUUAUAGCAAAUCUCACUAAAAUGCGCUUUGGUGAUCAAGAGCAGACGAAGUUUAAAGACACAAAAGAGCCUGCAGGGGGGCUCUACUCGAGGCUGGAGGCCCAAUUUAAGGCCUCCUCUCAGUCCAGCGGAAGACACAGCAGCUCAGAGAAAACUCUAAGAGCGAAGAUACGCUCGGGGCCGUCGAGACCGACUUAGAGAAAAUGUGGAGAUAAGUGGAUGAGUUUUUGAAAAGGAGGAGUAAAAGAGCUUGCUGCUGUUUGACGAGGCAGAAUAACCCAUCGCUCUCUUCGUCCAUCCUUUGCUCCACUCCUCACUCCCUCUUUCUCCCAAACUCCAUCCAGACACAGCAGGAAUAGCAUUAGAGUCUUUUCCGUUGCAGUCCCGGGAGAAGCAUGGAUUGCUGGUGUGGUCACUGAUGUCAUAACUGUAGCUAUAGAACAUAAACAAUGGACCUAAUAAAACCAUCAGUUGCACUGUAAACAAUACAAGCUUUUGGCUGCUAAUGAAUUGGUUGCACCCACUAAUCUGUGUUACACUAGCACUGUUUAUUUUGCACCUUUUGCUUUAUCUCAUCUCAUGUCUAGCUCAGGAUUCAUCCCAGCCGCAGUGUGUUGUAAUGUCCCUGCUUCAUUCUAGCCGACUCAGGUGACCAGAGAAAGCUCAUCUCCGUGGUACUGACCCUGCACUUUAAGCUGUCUUAAUGCAAUGACUCAAACCUGUAUAAUACGCAAAGAAGCCACUGGGUAAAGAGCGAUGCUGACGACUAAUAUCUGUGAGGUCCAUGAUUAUGUUGCACUGAAACUAUCACAACUGUGCCAUUUGGACCAAUGUGACAUGAGGGAGAAUACAGAAGCAGUAGAAUAAAAAUCAUUUAAAAUAAA